Messenger RNA from Yamadazyma tenuis ATCC 10573, 654 nucleotides. RefSeq lists its product as uncharacterized. Gene Ontology annotation, biological process: phospholipid transport. The record is from RefSeq and is a predicted model, not a curated record. Gene Ontology annotation, cellular component: mitochondrial intermembrane space. Lineage: Eukaryota; Fungi; Ascomycota; Pichiomycetes; Serinales; Debaryomycetaceae. Gene Ontology annotation, molecular function: phosphatidic acid transfer activity.
AUGAAGUUAUUUGAAAGCUCGCAUGACUUCCAUUAUCCCUGGGACCAGGUGACGGCCGCAAAUUGGCAGAAGUACCCCAACGAACUCUCGUCGCACGUGGUAUCGGUCGAUAUCUUAAACCGAUACAUCGAUCCCGCCACAAACGUAUUACGAACAGAACGUUUGAUUGGAUGUAAACAGCCCAUUCCCAAGUGGCUCUCGAUGUUGGUGGGAGGACAAGAGUAUUCGUACGUGAGAGAAAUCAGCGAAAUCGACUUGAGCACCAAGACUCUUGUGAUGAAAAGCACAAACUUGACAAUGAACCAUUUAUUACAGGUUAACGAAACCGUCACGUAUCGACCUGACCAUGAGCUCCCCAAUAGCCGGACCCACUUCACACAAAAGGCCGAGAUCACGGCCUUCGCCAGCUUCUCGCGUGUGUGUGAUAAGAUUGAAGAAUGGUCUGUUGAGAGAUUUGGCCAAAAUGCUAACACUGGAAAACAGGCAUUUGAGAGCGUGUUGAAGACCUUGACCGCCAAAUGGGAGGAGUCGGGUGUUUUUGUGGUGGAUAUCGGAACCUCCUUGUUGAACGACUUGAAUCAUGUUACCGAUAAGACAUCGACGGUGUUGGCGGAAGUAUCGAAAUUGGGAAAUGUUUUUAAGGACAAAGAAUAG